This is a messenger RNA of Haliotis rubra (blacklip abalone), 1333 nucleotides long. RefSeq lists its product as uncharacterized. Bases 93 to 638 code for a protein of 181 amino acids. Lineage: Eukaryota; Metazoa; Mollusca; Gastropoda; Lepetellida; Haliotidae. The transcript is spliced from 5 exons. The record is from RefSeq and is a predicted model, not a curated record.
UUUCACAAUAACAGGCCCAGCCUACCUGGGUCUCUCACAGUACACGCCAAGACUCCAGAUCGCGCACUUGCUGUUCACGUAAAUCAGGAACGAUGUCGACAUUUCUGUACAUGGCCGUGGUCAUCUGUGUGUCCACUUGUGCCCAGGGCUUCCAGACCAGUGGGCGUAUCGACACAGAGAAGCACACUUUCGUCAUGCAGUCGCCAUACUACGGUCUUUAUGGAACUAUUACUUUCACAUACGAAAUCUCCUUCCCCGAGAUGUACGGAGGAAUUGAUCUGCUUGCAUUCCCAAGGAAGGAGAUGGACAUGGCGAAGAAUUCUAACACAAGCUGCAGCGAUGCCAAAUUCCACUGGCACCGCACUCUCCACUCAUUCGAGCCGAGCUGUCGAUACAACGGGGAAGACAUCUAUGGGCGUAUGCUCAAAUGCAACGGGCGCUUCGAUCUGACGGAUAACAGUGGCCAAGAAUUUUACUUUGCCAUCAGAAAUUGCAACGGCAUGGGUAUCAGGGGCACUCACUACAACCUGAUGGAAGGAAUGGAGGUCGUCGCAACAGCAUCUGCCUCCGUCUCCGUCCCCAGCACCAGCUGCAUCCUGGCAUUCUUUGCUGCCAUGGCAACCGUCCUGCGAAUUUAAAGAUGCUUAUAUGUGCAUCUAUAGGGUAGCUUUGCAGGUGAUCCUGCUUCUCUGUGUAAUCAGUGUCUUGUAUAACAGUAAGCGUAAUCAGACCCCGACUUCCAUUCGAGGUGCAGCUUCGUUUAUUCCAAAGUCCAUGUGAAACAGCGUCUGUGUGAGCGCACGCGUAUUUGAAUUCAGACGGGUUUUUUGACCGUCGUACCUUAAAAAGAUAAACAUUAUCAAUGUUCUUCAGAUCUCCAGUAAAGAUAUGUUAAUGCUGCCCUUGUUUGAUAAUCGAAUGCUUAUGUUGCACUUGCUUUGUGUUAUCAAUUAAAAAGUGAAGCAAUUUAUAUAUAUAUAUAUAUAUAUAUAUCACAUGACAGAAUCGGAGGUUUACUUAUAUCUAGGGGCAUUAAUAAUUCUUCGAGGCAUUUAAGUUGCAACUCCCUUAACAUGUGAAAUGUCAGUGAAUUUGUUCUUUGUUUUUAUUUUACAUGAUGCGAAUCGUUUAUAGACGAGAGUAUUGGCUAUCGACAAUAAGUAACACAAUAAUAUUUUUGUUCAGUGUUUUUCAACAGGCAUGAUUCUACAUAUGCUUGGAAGAAAGUUACUUUUUCAUAUUGAUGUACGCAACUCUGCGUUCAUGCCAUCUUGAAUAGUUUGCAAUUUUUUUAUAUGUGAGUACUUUUAAAUAAAAUACUUAGUUUCUUAAA